Messenger RNA from Ochlerotatus camptorhynchus, 1483 nucleotides. It is a transcript of the gene prtp, whose product is annotated as pretaporter. The transcript has 2 exons. Gene Ontology annotation, molecular function: protein disulfide isomerase activity. NCBI's taxonomy places the organism in Eukaryota, Metazoa, Arthropoda, Insecta, Diptera, Culicidae. Gene Ontology annotation, cellular component: endoplasmic reticulum. The coding region runs from base 29 to 1240 and encodes 403 amino acids. The record is from RefSeq and is a predicted model, not a curated record. Gene Ontology annotation, biological process: protein folding.
AUUCAGUUUGGGAAUAUACGGCGGUAGGAUGCGGAUGUUGACGACCUCGAGACCGGUUUUCACCGUGCUGUUUGCGGUGGGUUGUCUGCUCGCCACCGGCACCACGCUGGUCCGGGCUCACGAUGAGGACACCCUGAGUGUCGCCCUGACCAAGGAGACCUUCCAGUCGGAGAUCGACGGAAGCAACUAUUUCGUCAUGUUCUUUGCUCCGUGGUGCGGUCACUGCAAGAAGCUCGCCCCAACCUGGGCCAAGCUGGCCGAAUCCAAGAACGAAGACAGCACUAUCCAGAUCAAGAUUGGCCGCGUCGACUGUACCACCGAUGGGGACCUGUGCAGCGAACAGGAUGUCACCGGAUAUCCAACGCUCAAGUUCUUCAAGCAGGGAGAAUCGAACGACCAAUCGGUCAAGUACCGCGGUGCUCGCGAUCUGGAUGCAUUCAAUGCCUUCAUCCGCGAACAGCUGGGCCUGGAAGAGGACGAGUCUGAGGAAACGGUAGCCGAACCACCAAAGCCCGUCUCGCCGUUGGUCGAACUGACUGACGAUACCUUCGCCAAGCACAUCUCCAGCGGAAUGCACUUUGUGAAGUUCUUCGCACCGUGGUGCGGCCACUGCACCAAGCUGGCUCCCACCUGGGAAGAACUGGCCAGGAGUCUGGAGCACGACACAUCGGUCCGCAUUUCCAAGAUCGACUGCACCCAGUUCCGACCGAUCUGUACCGACUUCGAAGUCAAGGGCUACCCAACUCUGCUCUGGAUCGAGGAUGGCAAGAAGAUUGAAAAGUACUCCGGCUCCCGGGCGCACGAUGAUCUGAAGGCCUAUGUCGCCAAGAUGGCCGGAGGACUCAAGCUGGACGAAGCGACCGAGAAGGUCGAAGGAACCGAAAAGGACAACACCUCGGCCGUUGUGCAGCUGUCCCAACCGGACUUCCAGCAUGCGAUCGAAAAGGGUGUGACGUUCGUCAAGUUCUACGCUCCAUGGUGUGGCCACUGUAUGCGAUUAGCUCCAACCUGGGAACAGCUGGCAGAGAAGUUUGUCGGUUUGGAUAAUGUCAAGAUUGCCAAGGUGGACUGCACCCUGGAGGUCAACAAGGACUUGUGUGGCGAGCAGGAUGUGAACGGUUUCCCGACCGUUUACAUUUACCGAAACGGCGAGAGGCUGAGCGAGUACAACGGAAAUCGCUCGCUGGAAGAUCUCCACGAUUUCGUCACCCGGCAUUUGACCGAGCACGACGAACUGUAAGCCGAAAGCGGGGGUGUUCUGAUUUCCAUUGUAUUUGGUAGAUGUGUUUUUCUAUGUGCGUGAAAAACAAACCAUUGUGUAAUUCAAUCAUAUCUCGCAUUAAGGGAGAGACGAACAAACAGUAAAAUAUUUGUAGACAAAUCAAUGAAGGAUGGAGGACAAGUUUGAAUAUGAUCUUUGAACAGUAGAAAUCGUUGGACGAUAAUAAAAACUUAAGAAAAGACAAGCCAAACUUAGAACAAA